GUUCCCAAAGCUACAGAAGAGCUGACCGCGCCUCUUCGCUCGAAAAAAAAAAGGUUUUGACUUUUUCUCUCUCAUUCUAGAUCUGUUACCGACCUUUCGCUUUUCUCGUGUUUUUUAUUUUGUGAUUCCGGAAUGGACUUCAGUCUCAAGAUGGGUUACAUAGGGCAUCAUGGCGUCGCAGCGCUCUACAGGCACAAGUACAGCGGCGUGGAUCACUCUCUCGUCUCUAGAUACAUAAUGCAGCCUUUUUGGACCCGAUUCGUUACCGUCUUCCCUCUCUGGAUGGCACCAAAUAUGAUUACACUUAUCGGUUUCGUGUUUCUAGUUUUAUCAGCACUCCUUGGAUAUUUUUAUUCACCUCGGUUAGAUACAGUUCCCCCAAGAUGGGUGCACUUAGCUCAUGGACUGCUCCUUUUCAUGUAUCAGACUUUUGAUGCUGUUGAUGGUAAGCAAGCACGGCGCACAAAUUCUACGAGUCCAUUAGGGGAACUCUUUGAUCAUGGUUGUGAUGCUCUUGGAUGUGCGUUCAUAUUCUUAGCUUUCGGAAGCACCGCAAUGACCGGGAGGACAACCUUUUGGUAUUGGGUAAUUGCAGCUAUUCCAUUUUAUUUCGCGACAUGGGAAUACUUUUUUACAAAAAUACUUAUCCUUCCUAUAGUAAAUGGUCCUACUGAAGGCCUCAUGCUGAUCUAUCUCUGUCAUUUUCUGACAUUUUUUGUGGGAUCGGAAUGGUGGGCUCAGGAUUUCAGGAAGUCGGUUCCCCUCUUGAGUUGGGUGCCUUUUUCUGGUGAACUCCCAUUCCAUGAUGCUGUUCUAUUCUUAAUGGCCAUCUUUGGUAUUCUGCCUACUAUUGCAUACAACAUUUGUAAUGUGCACAAGGUUGUUCAGGCUAGAAAAGGAAGCAUGCUGACGGCAUUGGCCAUGCUCCUUCCAUUUGGUGUUCUAUUGACGGGAGUUCUCAUAUGGUGUUAUUUGUCUCCUUCUGAUGUUAUGCGGAAUCACCCACAUUUGCUUGUAACUGGAGCUGGCUUUGCAUUUGGUUACCUUGUGGGAAGAAUGAUUUUGGCUCACCUGUGUGAUGAACACAAAGGCUUGAAGACUGGAAUGUGCAUGUCUUUACUGUAUCUUCCUCUUGCUAUCGCAAAUGCACUCACUGCUAGGCUUAAUGAUGGAGUUCCUCUCCUUGAUGAGCACCUAAUUCUGAUCCUGUUCUGCAUAUACACAGUGACACUCUACAUGCAUUUCGCUACCUCAGUCAUCCAUGAGAUCACCACUGCACUGGGCAUUUACUGCUUCAGGAUAACUAGGAAAGAAGCGUAAACAUCAUUGUUAGGUUUGCUGGUUUCUGUUGAUUUGAUGAUUGCCCCGCUCAAACCGGAAAGGGUGUCACAGUUUCAGGUGUGAAGUAACUUUCCUCAACUUGUUGGAUGAUGUAAACGAUGAUCACAAAUGAUCAGAAAUUUCUCUGCUUGGUUUGUUCUUCAUGCACAGCACUGAACUAAUGUUGAUUUUUUAGGAUAGUUAA
This is a messenger RNA of Asparagus officinalis (garden asparagus), 1525 nucleotides long. Its product is annotated as choline/ethanolaminephosphotransferase 1-like. Gene Ontology annotation, cellular component: membrane. Gene Ontology annotation, molecular function: phosphotransferase activity, for other substituted phosphate groups. Bases 133 to 1320 code for a protein of 395 amino acids. Gene Ontology annotation, biological process: phospholipid biosynthetic process. Lineage: Eukaryota; Viridiplantae; Streptophyta; Magnoliopsida; Asparagales; Asparagaceae. The transcript is spliced from 19 exons. The record is from RefSeq and is a predicted model, not a curated record.